AUGAGAUUCCUUUUCCUUUCAUUCAGGUUCGCAAACAUUGAGAUUAAGUCUGUGAAGUUCGAGGAUUCUCUGUUUGAAAACUGCUACUUUGAGGAUGUCAGGUCCACCAACACCUUCUUUGAGAACUGCACCAUCAAAAACACCGUCUUCUAUAACACAGACCUCUGGGAGGAGAAGUUUAAAGAUUGCAAGAUGGAGAACACCACCUUCCUCCACCCGAAGAAAGGCUGCCACCUGAACUUCCUGGAGGAAAACGACAUCGUAAUAUAUAUGGUCAGCUUCCUGGGGAGUCUGGCCGUCUUACCGGGGAACAUCCUCUCUGCUUUGUUCAUGGACAAGAUAGGAAGGAUCCGAAUUAUAG
This is a messenger RNA of Notothenia coriiceps (black rockcod), 361 nucleotides long. Its product is annotated as synaptic vesicle glycoprotein 2B-like. The transcript has 2 exons. The record is from RefSeq and is a predicted model, not a curated record. Lineage: Eukaryota; Metazoa; Chordata; Actinopteri; Perciformes; Nototheniidae. The annotation marks the transcript as partial.